Molecule: messenger RNA, 4585 nt
Organism: Homalodisca vitripennis (glassy-winged sharpshooter)
Lineage: Eukaryota; Metazoa; Arthropoda; Insecta; Hemiptera; Cicadellidae
Product: synaptotagmin-15-like
Exons: 10
Coding region: 81-1421 (446 amino acids)
Biological process (GO): calcium-ion regulated exocytosis; cellular response to calcium ion; regulation of calcium ion-dependent exocytosis
Molecular function (GO): phosphatidylserine binding; calcium ion binding; calcium-dependent phospholipid binding
Source: RefSeq, a predicted model, not a curated record
GCUCCGUGCGGCGCCCAGUUAACACAACGCCCCCGGUACUGUCUUCAGGGCUGUCCAAUUGGAAAAAGUGAAGGACUAACAUGGGUCGGGACGAGGGGGCCGAGCCUGAGGCUUCCCUGCCGGCUCCCGAGCCCGCGGCCGACGUCAUUGUCAAGCCUCAGCCCUCGCUUCAAGAUGUGAUUAUACCGGCAGCAGUGGUGGCCUCUGCCUUCCUGGUGGUGGUAGCCCUCACCCUCUACAAGAUCUGCAGGAGAGGAAAGGACCCGGAGGCUGACUCUCUCAACCCCAGUAUCGUUGUCUACCCUUCCUAUCAAGGGUCUACUCCUCAGUUUCUGAACAAGGACAUAGAGUUCAGUUUGCCUCAGUUACGUCACUCAGAGUCCUUCGAUGAGCUGAUGAGAGAGCCGGGGAACAGCGAGGACUCGGAGGGUGAGCCGCCGCCGCUGCUCAUUGCCAAGAUCCCCACACAGCGGUCCAACUCCUUCAGUUUCAACACGUCAGUGCCCGGGUGCUACGGCCUCGGAGUGAUCGACCCCUCUCUGUAUCAAGGCACGCUGAACUUCGAGGAGGACCUGGACUACCCCGAGGGACACCUGGGUCGUGUCUGGUUCUCCCUCAGGUACGAGGCCGCUGCCGAGAAGCUGCUCGUGUCCUUGCUGAAGGUCAAGAACCUACCGAGCCGCACCGUGGGAACCGGGAACAACUGUGACCCAAUCGUCAGGUUGUGGGUGACACCAAACGGAAGGAGGUAUCAGCAGUCCAGGCAGAAGAAGAAAACUUGCAAUCCUUACUACGAUGAAACUUUCAUAUUCCAGGUGGCGCCCAGGGAAUUGCCAGACCAUUCGCUGCGGAUGAGCAUUAUCGACACAGGCCGCACCAGACGUCGCGGUGUCGUGGGACACGUCUCCUUCCCCCUGAGGGACUUGGCCAUCGAGGCUACUGCAGCAGAGCUCACCCUGCACAAGAUAGACUUGGUUAAGGAGACCGUAGAUUCAAUUUCGGACCUGGGCGAGCUCUCUGUCUCAUUGCUGUACAACGAGAACAAUCAUCGGCUGACCGUCUCUGUCCUGGAGGCGAAAAAUCUGAAGUUCUCAGACGAACGUCAGGACAGCUACGUGAGGGUGACACUAAACCAGAACUACCGCACUGUGAAAGUGAAGAGAACCACGACCGCCAGAGGUACCGACUGUCCCAACUUCUCCCAAGGUUUCAACUUCAGUGUGCCAUCGGCCAACAUGGACGUCACCAGCGUCAUCUUGCAGAUCUAUCAGCCGGGAGCGAGCUACGGCAAGGACAAGGAUAUGGGCAAGGUAGUCCUGGGCUCCUACAUGUUCGCCCGAGGGAAGACCCUCACUCACUGGAACACGGCGUUCGCCAGCCCCAUGGAGCAGGUCCAGCAAUGGCACCCUCUCUGCGCUUAAUGUGGAGAAGACACGCUCGUAACUUUAUAUAGCAAUACCAGUAACAAGGUUUUGAUGAUAUUUUGUAAAGUUGAAUAUUUUUACACAACAUCCACAUCAGUCAUCGUACAUCGAAGUGAGGCAGGGCGUAAAUUGUUUUACAGCCGGUCUGUUUGAUGUGGCUGUUAAUUACGAGUAUGUCGAGAGUUACAGAGUCGGCUGGAGAGUGUAAUUAGACUCGUGUUUCGUAUGACGCAAGGUGCAAGUCUGUGGAUGUGGUAAUUAUUAAUGCACUAUUACAAUCCGUUCAUGUCAUUGAAAAUACGUAAACCCAGUUAUCAAUGGAUGCUAAUUACAUCCGACUAAAGAUUUAUCCCGCUUUUUGGAUUAAUACUAACGAGAGUUGGACAAAGAGUUAUCUCAAAAUCGAAUUAGCCCUUGCGGAAAGGCGAUUAGUUGUGGAAAGAACUUGUUCGAGUAGUGACAUAGUUCACUCUCCCCGGCUAUAGGCGCGCCUCCACGCAUUUUCAAACCUAUAGGCUAUUAAUAAAUCAGAAAUUAAUAUACUAGUAGAUAUGUAAUUGAAGUACUUACAUUGCUAGGCUCAGAGGAUCCUAUAAGCGAGCCAAAAUUAUAUUCGGACCCGCGUCCCAGAGAUGAUUGGUAGGAAGUGAGACAGUACGUACAAUAAUCACAUGGUUUGUAUCACAGUUCUCGGUUUAAAAAUAUCUUUAGUUCCUUUGCAAUAAGUGUAAAAUAUAAAUCAUAAUAACUGAUGAAAUUCAUUAUGUUGUUAUUUAUUUUAAGAUAACUUUUUUAUUUCAAACGAUCAACCAUUUAGCGUACUAUAAAUUUAUUAGUAACACUGUAUAUUGCAUAUAUUAUUAUUAACAUGCACAGGUUCAAAAUUUGGAAAAUUUGUGAUUAUGACGUAAAUAAAGAUUGCUGUUGUUAAAGUUCAUGAGAUAUAGAAAAAUACGUACGUAUUCUUGUUUGCAUUUUUAUUCUAGAAAAUAUUAGCAACUGAGGUUAAAACUUUAAAUAUAUUUCGUUUUUAUAUAUUUGUCAUAGAUCUGUUGCACAUUUGGAAGGUUUCGUUACAUAUUAAAUAAUUGAAUCCUACUCAUUAUUAACUAUGUCAUUUAUAUAUAGAUAGAUAAUUUUUGUAAAGUUUUUACUUUAAUUUAAUAUUGCUUUCGUGUCAGCUGUUCUGGUAUAAUUUUAACAAAAAUGUUUCGUAAAUUAACACAAUCAUAACGAUUGCCACCAUGAUGAUCCGCAGUGAAGGGUUUACAAUACACAUUGCACCGGUAGACGAUGAAAGUAAGGUGAAAAUUACUGUAUUCAAAAGUCUCUUUCCCAAAGAAAUUACCGAGGUAUUUCCUUAAAUUGGACGACCUCGCUUAAAACGUCUCUACAUUUCACUGAAGUUCAACUCGUAGGGUAAGAAAUCGAUUAUUUAUCUGAAAAAUAAAAAUAAUAAACACAUUUAUUUCACCAAUAUAUAUUUUUGAGUCGAAUAUCAAUAAAAAGUAUUGAAAUGAUGACUCAUUCAACUGACAGGGAAUUUAUUAAAACUGAAUAAAAUUAUAAUUGAUCAAGGAGGUUGCCUACAACUAGAUGUGCAUGUAAUGUAUUUUGUAAAUCAAAAACAAAAGAGUGAUAACAUAUGUUCGGCUGUAUCUUUUUAGAAUGUUAGAUUAAAUAAAAAUUAUUAUAUGAAAUCAUGCAUCAUGAAAUUGACAAAAUAUGGUAAAUGCUAUUUUUCUUGUGUAAAUAAUGUGUUAUUUGUAAUACCUAUUUGACUAAUAAUAAAGUGAACAACUGUUAGUUUAUUGACCAAGGUUAUAUAAUUUAAUCGAUAGUUGCUUUGUGUGUAUAUUUGAUAAUCAAUUUCAGAUAACGCAUAUAUAACACCUACAAGUUACACGUCCCUUCCAGCAAUAUUUACAAUAGACCCUUUGUGUGAACGAAUGUUAUUAUAUUAGAUUUCAAAAGUUUCUUGUUGGCAUGUAUUUGUUUUUUGGGAUAGUUAUGUACAGAAAUCCUAAUUUCCAAUUUAUAUUUAAAUAGACCAAUCGUAGGUAUAUGUGUUUUAUACAUUUUUAUUAUAACUAAAGGCGUUAAUUAAAGUACAAAAUUUUAAUCGGAAAAACUUGCUAAAAGUGUAAUAACAUUUUCUAAAUUUUUUAAUCAUAGUUCUGUCCUACUAUUAUUCAAAUAUAUUCUACAUAAAUAAGUUGCUACCGGAAUCAUAAAAACUAUUUAUAUAUUUUGUUUUAAAUGUACAUAGUUACAAAAUUAUUUAGACUAAAAUCGUUUGGUUACAACACAAUUGGAUGUAUUAAACAUAAAAUUCGGUUUGUUAAAUUAUACAGUUAAGUUGCCGACUGUUGUUCAUAUAAAAAUCCUGAUGAUUUGUGUAUUGUUUCAUUUUUUUUAAUAAAUAAUUUUCAAAACAGUUUUUAGAAAAUUAGUGAGAGCGUAAAAACUAAAAUGAUCCAGUUAUUUAGCUACGAUGGACUAAUUUAACGAUCAUCCAUUAGAAGCCGGGUGAGACAAUGAGAAUGUUAAUCUGUACAUUUUAGAAAGAAAUUUAUUUUGUCCAUUUUUGACUGCUUUAUUACGUUUAUUAAUGUGGAAAAACGAGUGUAGCACUGAGAAAUGUAACUAUAAAAAUCGUAUAAAGCAGAAAAAGCGAUUAUGUGAACGAAUUUUGCGUUUGCUUCUUCAGUUAAGACAAACGCCAACCAUAUUGUAACUCCUGGCUUCUCAAAUUAUACGGAUAAAAUAAGAUUCGGAUAUUGUACAAUGAUUAUUUAUAAUUACCGCCCUUUGGGAUAUAACAAAAUAAGGUUAACGAGAAAAUAUUUUCUUCAGCUAUCAAAUUAGGUUGUUUAUUUUUGUAACAAGUGAGUAUUUUUAUAUCUAUAAAUGUAAAGUUAUUAGUUUAUAAAAUAUACUAUGAUAGUAGAUAAUUUGAAUCUUGUGUUACGAAUCAAAAUGUUAAUGUUAAAUUUAAUUACUGUUAUUAAUAUAUUAGAUAUUUGUAUAGUUCACUUGAUAACAAAAUAGAAUUUAUUUAUUUACAUAGGGAACAACAAAUGUAUCAUAGGACAAUAUGAUUGUUGUGUACAGAAUAUGUAAUGUACAUGAAUACAAGCAAAUAAAGUUUUAUAAAAGUA